AAAACUUGUCUCCUUUUGUUCCCCUAAUGUUUCAGUCCUAUAAAGUCUGCCAUGCAGCGAAACAUCAGUUCUCCAACUUAACCAUGGACGAGGCCUACAUUGUCAUCCUCUCCUUCGUCUUCCUCUUCCUAGCACACCAAGUCCUAGUCCGCGCCAGCAGCAAGAACAAUGGCAGGAGCAAGAGAAUGCGGCUACCGCCGAGCCCUCCGGGCGCCAUCCCCUUCCUCGGCCACCUGCACCUCGUCGAGAAGCCGUACCACGCCGCACUGUCCCGACUCGCCGAGCGCCACGGGCCGAUCUUCUCCCUGCGCCUCGGCUCACGCGACGCCGUGGUCGUGACGUCCCCGGCGUUCGCCAGGGAGUGCUUCACGGAGCACGACGUCACCUUCGCCAACCGACCGCUUCUACCCUCGCAGAUGCUCGUGACCUUCGACGGCGCCGCGCUCGGCACGGCCAGCUACGGCCCGCACUGGCGCAACCUCCGCCGCAUCGUCGCGGUGCACCUCCUCUCCGCGCACCGCGUCAGCUGCAUGUCGGGCGUCAUCUACGCCGAGGUGCGCGCCAUGGUGCGGCAGAUGUACCGCGCGACGACCGCGGCCCCCGGAGGCGCCGCACGGAUCGAGCUGAAGCGUGGGUUGUUCGAGCUCUCCCUCAGCGUCCUCAUGGAGACCAUCGCGCAGACCAAGGCAACACGCCCGGAGUCGGACGCGGACACCGACAUGUCAGUGGAAGCCCAGGAGUUCAAGCAGGUGAUUGACGAGAUCUUCCCGCAUGUUGGCUCGGUCUUGUGGGACUACCUGCCGGUGCUUCGGUGGUUCGACGUGUUCGGCGUGAGGAACAAGAUCUUGGCCGCGGUGAGGACAAGGGACGCGGUCCUGCGGCGCCUCAUCGACGCGGUGCGGCGGAGGCUGGACGACAGCUGCGAGAGCGAGAAGAAGAGCAUGAUCGCCGUGCUGCUCACCCUGCAACAGACAGAGCCGGAGGUCUACACUGACACCAUGAUGGCGGCGCUUUGUUCGAACUUACUUGGAGCUGGAGCAGAGACAACAUCAAGCACAAUAGAAUGGGCAAUGUCGCUUCUGCUGAACCACCCGGAGACGCUCAAGAAGGCGCAUGCAGAAAUCGAUGCGGCCGUCGGGACCUCCCGCUUGGUCACCGCGGACGACAUUCCUCGCCUCGGCUACCUCAAGUGCAUCGUCAGCGAAACCUUCCGCCUCUACCCCGUCGCGCCGCUGCUGCUCCCGCACGAGUCAUCCGCGGACUGCGAGGUCGGAGGCUACCACGUCCCACGCGGCACGGCGCUGCUGGUGAACGCAUACGCGAUCCACAGGGACCCGGGGGUGUGGGAGGAGCCGGACGAGUUCGUGCCGGAGCGGUUCGAGGGCGGGAGAGCCGAGGGAUUAUUCUUGGCGCCCUUUGGGAUGGGGAGGCGGAAGUGUCCCGGAGAGGCGCUUGCGUUGCAGACUAUUGGGGUGGUUCUGGGAACGCUGAUCCAGUGCUUCCACUGGAGCAGAGUUGGUGUGGAGGUCGACAUGAGCGAAGGCAGUGGACUGACUAUGCCAAAAGCUGUUCCGUUGGAGGCACUGUGUAGACCGCGUGCAGCUAUGCAUGACGUUCUCCAGAAGCUCUGAUAGAACAUCUCGGUUAACGGUGUG
Molecule: messenger RNA, 1655 nt
Organism: Phragmites australis (common reed)
Lineage: Eukaryota; Viridiplantae; Streptophyta; Magnoliopsida; Poales; Poaceae
Product: cytochrome P450 81Q32-like
Exons: 2
Coding region: 27-1631 (534 amino acids)
Molecular function (GO): monooxygenase activity; iron ion binding; heme binding
Source: RefSeq, a predicted model, not a curated record